UUGUAUUUUGUUUGCGGUAAAAUUUAAAACAAAAAUUGCAUUUUCGUAAAUGGAAAUCACUUUGGCGUUGCUCAAACCUCACGUGGUUCGCAAUGUCUACGCAUUCCAGCAGAUCAAGCAAAUAAUUCAGGAAAACUUCACCGUGCUGCACUCGAAGGAGGUUCAUAUUACGAAACAGUUGUCGGAACAUUUCUAUGCAGAACACAAAGGCAAAUUCUUCUACAAUAGAUUGGUUACAUUCAUGGGCAGCGGUCCCUGCCACGCGUUCAUCCUACAAUCGAAAGACAGCAUAGCUAAGUGGCGCGGUCUAAUGGGACCCACGAAAGUUUACAGGGCUGUAUAUUCCCACCCAGAUUGUAUACGCGCACUGUAUGGCUUGUCUGAUACGCGUAAUGCAUGUCAUGGUUCAGAUAGCAAAGAAUCGGCGACACGUGAGAUUUCUAUAAUAUUUCCAGAAUUAGAUGAAAAUCAAUUUACAACGGCUGAUAGCUAACAGAAGAAGAAAUAGCUGAAAGGCACACUUUGUUAGAUUCGGAACUGAAAAUACUAUGCUUCCUUGAUUCCCUUCGUUUCAAACUGGGAUUGCCCGUAACACAGGCGCUAAAUUUGGAUUUAACACAACACAUUAAAUCUUUCGCUUCUGAUGAACAAAUUGUCCAAGCACAACAUCGCUUCAACACUAAACUUAGGCAAAGCAGAAACUGUUGCAUGUGGUUCUGGCCCCCCGUGGUAGUAUCAUACGUGCAUCUGCAGAGCAACUUUGAACAUUGCAGUCGGAUGAUUACAUACUAAGAGACAUAUUUGAAAGCAGAGGAAUAGCCUGGCGGUGGUUUACACUCUAAACCGGUCAAUCUACCCAAAUCCCCCCAAAAAAAUGCUUCCGUGAUGUGUUUGAAUUUAAUUAUUAAGUUAAUAUGUGUAACCAAUAUUUUUAAAAUUCGUUUCCUUUGAGCUACUAUGUUGAAAAGCAUUUAAUUAAUUUAGGUAGUUGCUAUUUUUGUUAGUUUUAUAAGCAAUGACACGCCAAAGAUAGUACAUAUUUUUAUAAGUAUUCUCCAAGAAAUCGGAAAAAUUGUAUCUCUUCCAAUCGCCAAAAACAAAUUGUACACUUCACAAAGCAAUGCAGUACUUUAA
This is a messenger RNA of Rhagoletis zephyria (snowberry fruit fly), 1134 nucleotides long. RefSeq names its product nucleoside diphosphate kinase 6 (gene nmdyn-D6). The record is from RefSeq and is a predicted model, not a curated record. Gene Ontology annotation, cellular component: cilium. Lineage: Eukaryota; Metazoa; Arthropoda; Insecta; Diptera; Tephritidae. Gene Ontology annotation, biological process: negative regulation of oxidative stress-induced intrinsic apoptotic signaling pathway; CTP biosynthetic process; cilium movement. Gene Ontology annotation, molecular function: nucleoside diphosphate kinase activity.